Messenger RNA from Phytophthora infestans T30-4, 759 nucleotides. RefSeq lists its product as uncharacterized. Lineage: Eukaryota; Oomycota; Peronosporomycetes; Peronosporales; Peronosporaceae. The record is from RefSeq and is a predicted model, not a curated record. The coding region runs from base 1 to 759 and encodes 252 amino acids. The transcript is spliced from 3 exons.
AUGCAGCCCAACAAUAACAGCGAGCUCCAAGACAUCGCCGUCGCAGACCCGUCGUCGUCCGCGCCCUCGUCUGCUAGCGCUGGGCUCUCUUCCUGGCCUGAGCUCAAACAGCUCAACGCUGCUGUGACCAUCACACCACUGGACAGCGACGCUCAGCUGCGCAAUCGCAAGCGCCAGCGACCGUCGGCUCCAUCGUCUCCAUCCGCGUCCUUCUCCACUCCGGGGGACUUAAAGCUCGACUUCGCCGGCUUCGAGGUCGGCAACAACGCCCCCUACCCGCCUGCCGUCUCCACGGACGACGUACUUACCUUCCUCAAGAACCUGCAACUCGCGCAGGACCAGGCGGCGUUGGCGCUGGCCACGCAGCGACUCGCUCAGGACGGAUUCGACUCGGUGCUAGCCUUAGCUUUCGCGGUCGUGAGUGAACUGCAGCACGCCGGUAUCGCUGACGCCCAGCUCGUGUGGCAACAGGCGCACCGUGACUUCCAAGCCCGGCGGUUCCAGGUCCCCGGCGUGUUGUCUCCCAACUACACGGUAUCGCGAUGGAUGGAGCUUUGCGGGAUCCCGAAGGUCAACAUCUUCGAGUACACUGAGUACCUGUGCCGUCUGGGCUACUCGGCGGUGCGGGAUCUCGAUACGGCACCCACGGCCCCGACGUGUACACUGCCGGAUCGUCGAGCGCACUGCUUCAACCGCUGGACAUCCAGCGCGAGAACGAGUUCGACGUGCAGGCCUACGACAGCUUCUUGGAGGCGCUGA